Molecule: messenger RNA, 993 nt
Organism: Wickerhamiella sorbophila
Lineage: Eukaryota; Fungi; Ascomycota; Dipodascomycetes; Dipodascales; Trichomonascaceae
Product: Phosphatidate cytidylyltransferase, mitochondrial
Exons: 1
Coding region: 1-993 (330 amino acids)
Biological process (GO): CDP-diacylglycerol biosynthetic process; cardiolipin biosynthetic process
Cellular component (GO): mitochondrion
Molecular function (GO): phosphatidate cytidylyltransferase activity
Source: RefSeq, a predicted model, not a curated record
AUGUUAGGCCGAGGGCUGAGGAGAGGUUUUUCAACCGCUCGCUAUCUCUUACAAAAUUUGGAGGAUGCCAGGAAGUCGACACUGACUGCGAUUGUUGACCAGUUCAGGGAACCUGUCGCCUAUGCCGCCGGUUAUGGCAGCGGGGUCUUCAGUCAGGGCCUAGCCCAGCGUAACUCGAAUACGCAAAUCGAUCUGAUACUCGGGGUCCAAGACCCGGAAAAGUGGCAUGCUAAAAAUAUCGAAGCUAACCCGACGCACUACUCGGGGCUGAAAUACUUUGGUCCCUCGUUUAUUACUUUUGUUCAGGACAAACUAGGUGCCGGGGUGUAUUUCAACCCGUUCUGUUCUAUCAACGGUGUUAAAGUCAAGUACGGUGUCGUGUCCAUCGAUCGCAUGCUUGAUGAUCUUCAAAACUGGCGCACAUUGUACUUGGCCGGUCGAAUGCAUAAACCUUUGCAGAUACUACGAUCUGACGAUCGGAUUGAUAGUGCCCAAAAAGUGAAUCUGAUAAGUGCCAUGAGUUUGGCGCUCAUGCUACUCCCAAAAAUAUUUAGCGAGCGCGAUCUUUACAUGAAGAUCACCAGCAUUUCUUACAUGGGCGAUGUGCGAAUGGCGAUUGCCGAGAACCCCCGUAAGAUCCAAAACAUUGUUGACAAUCAGUUCAAACAUUUCCGUCGACUCUAUGGUCCAAUAAUGAAUCAUUUCGAUCUGGACAUUACCGGCUCUAUAGAUCCCCUGGCCAGCUUGGGACCAGAAGCCAAGGGGGCAGCUUUUGAGCACAACGGCUCAUUUGACAAACUGCGCAAGACUCUGCCGCCCUAUUUCGAGCAAAAGCUUUCGAAAAGCCCAUUCAGUCAACAACUGGUCACGUCGGCAGUGCGUAAUACUGUCAAGUGGCCAUCUUUUACCCAAUCUCUAAAAGGCAUCUUGACCGCAGGGGUUGGCCGCUCUGCUGCGUAUUCUGUAGAGAAACUAAAAAAACGCUGGUCGUAA